AUGUCCGUUGAACAGAAUAUGUUUACCACAAAUGAUGAUUGCAAUAAUGAUACAACUAAUGUAGAUAGUGCGCCUGCUGUGCAUGUAGACGAUGUACAGCGUAUGGAAGCUCGUCUCUUAAAACUGCUAGAUGAAUUCAAUGCAGGGAAGUCAUCGUCGUUCGGUCCCAGUUGCCCAUAUGAGAAACUUGAUUCAAUUCGAGAGCAGCAAGAAGAGCUGAUGCGAUUACACUUUGAGCAAGAUAAAAAGAUGAUGUCAAUCCUUGAGUCAAGCUCCUCACUUGGUCGGCGACCUGUCAGAGCGCUUUUAACUGACGAAGGUCGGAAAACUACGAAAGCAAAUGUUGACGCUUUGGUCACACGGCUGGAAUCCUUAAGCUACGCAAUACACAAUUUACACUAUGCCAACAGACCUCGACCAUGA
Messenger RNA from Heterobilharzia americana, 423 nucleotides. The record is from the annotation of a GenBank genome assembly. Lineage: Eukaryota; Metazoa; Platyhelminthes; Trematoda; Strigeidida; Schistosomatidae.